This is a messenger RNA of Zonotrichia albicollis (white-throated sparrow), 5002 nucleotides long. NCBI's taxonomy places the organism in Eukaryota, Metazoa, Chordata, Aves, Passeriformes, Passerellidae. The record is from RefSeq and is a predicted model, not a curated record.
AAGCACACAGGGAAAAACCAGUCAUGUCUGCAGCUUUCUCUAACUGGAGAAGGAAAAGAACUGGAAUCUUGCAAGCAAAGUCUGAUGCAGGAUCCAUUAGAAAACUGCUGCAAAUGAGGCUGUCAUCACCUGGACACUUUAACCUGGAAGCAGUCCAGGCUGCUGCUGAAAGUUCAGAAGAAUACUGAAGCUAAGCAAUGACGAAUUCCAAAUCUUCUCUGGUACUGGCAGCAAUUCCCUGCUUCAGCGAGAAUGGCAGAUGCUAAGUCAUUUCAGAAAAGGGAAGGAUACAAGGUGCAGCUAAAAGCUGAAGCCAUAACACACCCAUGAGUGAGCAGCACUAGUCGUGUGCAUCCAUGGCCUCUGUGCCAGUAAUUCCAGACUCUUACAACCAUGUCUUGGCAGAGUUGGAGUGUUUGGAUCCAUUGCUUUCUGCACUCAGGUUGGAUUCCAGUCGUCUUAAGUGCACAUGUAUAGAUGUGUCAAAGAGAUGGCUGGCUCUAGGCAGCUCAGGAGGAGGACUGAACCUUAUCCAGAAGGAUGGUUGGAAGCAAAGACUCUUUCUCACUCACAAGGAAGGUGCCAUUUCCAGGGUGGCCUGUUGUUUGCAUGAUGAAGACUAUGUUGCUGUUGCCACCAGCCAAGGCCUUGUAGUGGUGUGGGAGCUGAACCAGGAGCGUCGUGGGAAGCCAGAACGGAUUUAUGUUUCCUCUGAGCAUAAGGGCAGGAAAGUCACAGCUCUGUGCUGGGAUACAGCUGCCCUUCGAGUUUUUGUAGGAGAUCAUGUGGGGAAAGUAUCAGCAAUCAAGAUUAACACCUCGAAACAAGGGAAGGCUGCAGCUACUUUUGUGAUGUUUCCUGUCCAGAUCAUAACCACUGUAGAUUCUCGGGUGGUUCAGCUCGAUUAUUUGGAUGGAAGGCUGCUCAUAUCUUCACUUACCCGCACUUAUUUAUGUGAUACGGAAAGAGAGAAGUUCUGGAAGAUUGGUAAUAAAGAGAGAGAUGGAGAAUUUGGAGCAUGUUUCUUCCCUGUUGGAAAAAACAGUGGGAAUCAGCAGCCAUUAAUAUACUGUGCUCGACCUGGCUCGAGGAUGUGGGAGGUGAACUUUGAUGGGGAAGUGCAAAGCACACAUCAGUUCAAGCAGCUGCUCUCAUCUCCACCUCUUCCUGUUGUUACUCUCAGGCAUGAUCCUCAUUAUACUGGUUCCAGUUGCUCUCCACAAUCUUUAUCUUUCUCCAAGCUGCUAUAUUUGACUGAGCACUGUGUGGUGACCUGGACAGAAAGAGGCAUUUAUGUUUUUCUUCCCCAAAGCCUUCAAGUCUUACUCUGGAGUGAAGUUAAAGAUAUUCAGGAUAUUGCAGUUCACAAGAGUGAGUUGUUCUGUCUGCACACAAAUGGGAAAGUUGUGCACCUCUCCCUGCUGCCGGUCGAUCGCUGCGUAGAGCGUCUGAUGAGAAGAGGAUUCUGGACCCUCGCUGCCAGGGUCUCUUGUCUCUUCCAAAAUUCAAUUGUUUCUUGCAGAGCAAGAAAAAACCUGCCUCUAGACAAGCUGGAGCACUUGAAGUCUCAGCUGGAUGCUUCAACCCAACAAGAUCUCGCUGCACAACUGGAAGAACUGAUUGCAAAGCUGGAACCUCUGGAUUCUGCAUGCAGCAGUAGAAGGAGCAGUAUUUCAUCUCAUGAGAGCUUCAGUGUCUUAGACUCUGGAAUCUACCGCGUUAUCAGUCGGAGGGGCAGUCAGUCAGAUGAAGACUCCUGUUCUCUCCACAGUCAAACAUUCUCAGAAGAUGAGAGACUUAAAGAAUUUCCUGCACACCAUGAAGAUGAACAACAAGAACUUGAGAACGUAUCUCAUGCAUCUGUGGUGGUUGAGGCUGACCGGAAUGAGACAUUCCUCCCAUUCAGUAUUCCUUUGUCAUUCCGUUCCCCAUCUCCUCUCGUCUCUCUCCAAGCUGUCAAAGAAAGUGUUUCCAGCUUUGUACGCAAAACCACGGAAAAGAUUGGCACGCUUCAUAUAAGUCCUGAAUCUAGAGGGAAGCAUGAAGCAAAGGAUGAUGAGCAGCUGCCAGAACUAACUCUUAAUCCAGUAGCAUCUCCCCAGGAAGAAAAAGAGUCAGAACCCCAGAACUGCCAGCUUCCUGAGGAGGACCAUCUGAGAAAUCUCAAGGCUGCAACAGCAGAAACUAUAGCCAAGCUCCAGGAUCCCCUGGUUUUGUUAGAACCUCAGUGUAUGAGAAGGGUCUUACAGGAAUGGCUUGUCCAUCUAGAAGAAAAAUUCAGCCAGGAGCAUUCUGCUUUGCCUCUUAAGAAAAACAAGACUGUGUGUGCUGAAGAGCAGAGGGCAGUCCUGGAGGAGAACAUGCAAGUGGCUCCAGCUGACAGAGACCCAGCAGACAAGGAACAGAGUGAUAUUUUGGAAGACUGCAUUGAAAAGGAAAAUACUGCUGAAACCUGUGUGAGCAAAUCCAUGUGUGAAAAUGGUACUGAUGUGUCUGUGCCUCUGGGCUGUGGCUUUCAGCUGUCUCCUCCAUGUGCCAUUGAGCCUGAUGUUCUGAAAGAUCUCGUGGAGCUGACGACUCUGUGCUUUGAGCUGCGUGUCUUUUCUGCUGGGAGUGCUGAGGCUGAGGAGAGCUCUGAGGGAAGCCUGCCACCAGCAGCUUCAGGGACCUUGGCUUGUAGGUUUAUGCAAAGCUACUUCUUCCUUUUGGAUUUAAAGAGAGUAAAGCAGUGUAUUAUAACCACGUGUGCCACCAGCCCUGAUGUAUGGGAGACAUACAUUGCAGGAUUGAAAGAAAUAACUUGUCACAGUCCAGUGGCUUUAGCAAUGGAAAGUGAAGAUAUGUUGAAAAUAUUGAAGCUGCUGCAUGACCUGGGGCCGUGGGAUGACAGCCCACUGUUGCUGGCACAUGCUCAAAGGCUUUAUGAAAAAUUUGGGGAAACAGCUCUUCGGCCCUUGAUCAAGUUCCACCCCUCUAUUUUGCCUUCUGAUAUUAAACAGCUUUGCAGGAAUGAUCCAGCUCACUUUUUAGCAUAUUUAGAUAGUCUGGUGAAAUCAAAGCCAGAGGACAAAAGGCCAUUUCUCCUUAGGUCUCUUCUGCAGCCGGAAUCUGUACGGUUGGAUUGGCUGUGCUUGGCAGUUUCUCAUGAUGCUCCACAAAGGGCAAACACUGUGGAUGAGGAAGGAAAUCCCAGGCCAAGAUCACAUUUGUUUACUUGGGGCUACAGCCAGCUCAUUCUGCUCUUGAUUAAACUUCCAGCUGAUUUUGUGAUGAAAGAGAAGAUGGCUGACAUCUGUAAAUCACACGGAUUUUGGCCUGGAUAUCUUUUUCUCUGUCUGGAGCUGGAUAGAAGAACAGAAGCCUUUACUAAUAUUGUUCAUUUGGAUGAUUUGAGCCUGUUGAAUGGAGAAGAUGGUUCCAUUCCAGAGACCAUAGAAGAAUGGAAGUUUGUUCUGCAUCUUGCACAGAAUCACAGCACAGCUUCCCAGCAGCACAGCCCACAGAACGGGAUCGCUGUCAGCAACGGGGGCCCGGGCUGCCCUGACGGCAUCACGGUGGAAAACAUCGCUCUGCUGCUGGCCAAGGCCAUCGGCCCCACCCGAGCUGUGCCUCUCUUGCAGGAGUGUGGCUUGGCACUGGAGCUGUCUGAGAGGUUUACUGGUGUCUGUGAGAUACUGAGAAUUGCUGAGAAAAGGCAGAGAGCGCUGAUUCAGUCCAUGUUGGAAAGGUGUGACCGGUUUUUGUGGUCUCAGCAAGCAUAGAAAACAACUUGGGAGAACUCUGGGAACAUUUUAUACUGCCAUGACUGUAUAUUCAAGUGCCUCUUAAAUUUCACAGGCCCUUAAAAAAAACAAACUCCUGUCUAAAAAGUUCAGUUAUACUGAGCCAAUCUCCAUCUGGCAGGUAUCUGGACCUGAAGUGGUGACAGUUCUUCCUUAUUCCUUUGGAGAAGACUUUUGAACUGUAGAAUAUAGAUCGAAACAAGCCAGUAUUUAUCUUGAAAUUAAGCUUACAGAUUUCCAAGAUGAAAAUUGCUGAAUUUAUUUUCUGAGUCUAUAACUUAAGUGUUCAGGGAUAUGAGCCCCUAAGUAUUAAAUUAUGGUGUAUAAAGUUUUUUUGCUUUUUUGUUUGUAAACAUGAGAAAUUCCUCGGAGGUAUCUAAGCCUAUACUUGUUUAACUUUCCUGUAAAUGGCAUUUACCUUUACUGUUGCUGUAGAAGUGUCUGUUAUGGUACCCAUUGGUUUUUUCCCCUUCUUAAAUUAUAUGGACAGGCCUUAACUAUUUGAAAUAUGUUAUUUAAGCCAAGUCUUAAAAUGGGAGAGUAAUAUUUUUAAGUAGUGGAUUUAUAUUAAAAAAUGCUGUUUAACAGGCAGACUUGUUAAAUUAACUCACUGUUAAACUACAAACACAAUAUUUCUAAAUUGCCCAUGCCUGUCUGUGCACUGUGACCAUAGACAUCCAUUGUGAUACUCCAGCAAACCUCGGGACAGUGGAUCAGAGUCAUUUAAGUUGCAAAAGACCCUGAAGAUCCAACCCUCCAACCAUUAGCCUGCAACCACUGCCAAAUCCACCACUGAGCCAUGUCCCAGAGUGCCACAUCUACAUGGCUUCUAAAUGCCUCCAGGGAUGGUGACUCCACCACUUCCCAGGACAGCCUGUUCCAGUACUGGACAAUGCUUUUGGUGAAAAAGUGUUUCCUGAUAUCCAAUCAAAAGUUCUCCUGGAGCAACUUGAGGCCAUUUCUUCUUGUCCUAUCCCUUGUUACAUGGGAAAAAGAAACCCAGUCCCACCUGGCUCCAGUCUCCUUCCAGGCAGGUGCAGAGAGCAGUGAGGUCUCCCCUGAGCCUCCUUUUCUCCAGGCCGAACACCCCCAGCUCCUUCAGCCUCUCCUCACAGGACUUGUACCCCAGACCCUCCACCGGCCCCAUUUCCCUUCUCUGGACUCACUCCAGCCCCUCAAUGUCUUUCCUGCAGUGAGGGGCCCAGAACUGGACACAGGAU